Hyla sarda is the source of this 1488-nucleotide messenger RNA. RefSeq names its product E3 ubiquitin-protein ligase RNF126-like. Gene Ontology annotation, cellular component: nucleoplasm; cytoplasm. NCBI's taxonomy places the organism in Eukaryota, Metazoa, Chordata, Amphibia, Anura, Hylidae. The record is from RefSeq and is a predicted model, not a curated record. The transcript is spliced from 2 exons. The coding region runs from base 1050 to 1421 and encodes 123 amino acids.
UCCGGCUCUGCCAUAGAGUUGUAUUGAGGGGGCGUGUCAGCUGCCACUUUGUGCGGUAGUCACCAUGCCCCCUUCCCAAGGGCUGCCAAGGCCCCGUACAGGAGAUCACUGAGGCCCCAGCGGUCGGACCCCCCGCGAUCUGAAACUUAUCCUUAGGAUAGGGGAUACGUUUUUCAGCACUGGAUAUCUCCUUUAAUCUUAGCAGUGCCCUACAUUUAAGGCAUAUGUCCUUAAGGGGUUAAAAAUGCACUAAAAAUGUCCAGAAAACCAAGACUGACAAGCCUGAUAUUCACCUUUAUCAGCCUGCUGUUAAUAAACAUAAAAAAACAAGAAAAUCAAUAUGAAGAAUAUUAGAAUAUUAGAAUAUAAGAUUUUUUGUGAUUCUGGGAUGUCCUUUACCCAGCGCUUCUCAAACUGUGAGGCGCCCCCUAGCUGUUGGUGAGGUGCAGCUGGGGAGGCAGUUUUCAUAAAGGUGACUAUACACUGAACAGUUCUUGUGUAACUUUAUUGGCUCAUUUUACACUUCAUUUAAUGUCAGACUUUAGGAGGUAAAUGAGAGGUGGGCUGAGUAAUAUUCUUCAUUUCUUCAUGGACGUCCACCACCGAUGCUGCGGCUCAGGUAUAAGAUAUAUAGAUCUCUGCUCUGUUGGGUGAAACCCCAGUAGAAAAGACUGAGAACUCUAGAACACUAUUCUGGCUGAUAUUACUGAGCACAACUUUCCACUCCACAUUAUAUUUCUGUCCAAUGUGGAAAAGUCCUCUGUCCAUUCAUGGUAUUGGAGAUAUUGUGCAGCUGGAAGGAAGCAACAUGGCCGCCAGGCUGUGGUGAUGUCACAUUCUAUAUGACAUCACAAUGUAUCAGAGUCUAUGACACCCCUGCGCACAGACAUCUCAGCACCAUUUCUUUGCUGCGGUGAAGAAGUGACCGGAAGUGUGAGCUAGUUUCUAACAGAAUUAGCGAUUUCUUCCAGUUUUCUUGAUUUAUUUUAUUGUUAAUUGAGGCCAACACCACCAGAGCCUAGAGAGGACACAAGUCUGCCCGAGAACCCAUGGGUUCUCGGGAGCUGCGGCUCCUGACCGCCGAUAAUGAGGCGUGGCUUCGUCGACCUGAGAAUGCGGGUCAGACUAUUCUUCGUGAGCGACUGAGAUUGCGCACAAGAGGAGCUCCAUACCAAACUGGACCACCCCCGAGCAGGCCACGGGACCGGAGGAGGCAGGCCAUAGAGGCGCUACCUAGGAGGAAAAUACCCCCUGGAGAGACCCAGACCUGCCCCAUCUGCCUGGCUGACUAUGACAGCGGUGAGGAAGUGACAGUACUCCCAUGCAGCCAUAUGUUCCAUCACCUGUGUAUCGGCCAAUGGCUUCGAACAAACGACAGAUGUCCGAUGUGCCGGGGGCGUUGUAUUCAUCUGAGGACUUAAAUAUCUAAAAGCCUCUGCUCCUCCCCCUCCCCCUUUCCCCACCCCUCCCCCAUCUUCCUUCCCAACC